Cajanus cajan (pigeon pea) is the source of this 1693-nucleotide messenger RNA. RefSeq names its product eukaryotic initiation factor 4A-III (gene EIF4A-III). Gene Ontology annotation, molecular function: ATP binding; nucleic acid binding; RNA helicase activity. The record is from RefSeq and is a predicted model, not a curated record. NCBI's taxonomy places the organism in Eukaryota, Viridiplantae, Streptophyta, Magnoliopsida, Fabales, Fabaceae.
UUACAUCACGUCCUCACGCCUAUAUUAUGACGCUGUCACCUUUUCUAGGGCUUGUAUCGUAUCUCGCACCACUGUAACCUUCGCCUCCCAAAUCGAAACCCCUCCUUCAGCUCUUUCACCCUAAUCUGAGCGCGGCGAUGGCGGCAACCUCGGUGGUGCCGGCGAACCGGCGGAGGGCGCCGAACGCGGCGGAGGAGAUGGACUUCGAGACGACGGAGGGCGUGAAGGCGAUCGCCAGCUUCGAGGAGAUGGGAAUAAAGGACGAUCUGCUCCGAGGAAUCUACCAAUACGGCUUCGAGAAACCCUCUGCGAUUCAGCAACGGGCCGUCACGCCCAUUAUUCAGGGCCGUGACGUCAUAGCCCAGGCCCAAUCUGGCACCGGCAAGACCUCCAUGAUUGCCCUGACGGUUUGCCAGGUCGUUGAUACCUCCGUCAGAGAGGUCCAGGUUUUGAUCUUGUCCCCAACAAGAGAACUGGCCUCACAGACUGAGAAGGUUAUAUUGGCUAUUGGGGAUUUCAUUAACAUACAAGCACAUGCAUGCAUUGGAGGUAAAAGUGUGGGUGAAGAUAUAAGGAAACUUGAGUAUGGAGUCCAUGUGGUCUCUGGAACUCCUGGUCGGGUCUGUGACAUGAUCAAAAGGAGGACAUUGCGGACUAGAGCUAUUAAGAUGCUAGUUCUUGACGAAUCUGAUGAAAUGUUGAGCAGAGGGUUUAAAGAUCAAAUUUAUGAUGUGUAUAGAUAUCUCCCACCCGACCUUCAGGUUGUCUUGAUUUCUGCUACCCUUCCUCAUGAAAUACUGGAGAUGACAAACAAGUUUAUGACAGAUCCUGUAAGGAUCCUUGUAAAACGUGAUGAAUUGACAUUGGAGGGCAUCAAGCAAUUUUUUGUUGCUGUUGAAAGGGAAGAAUGGAAGUUUGAUACCCUCUGUGAUCUUUAUGAUACUCUCACUAUCACUCAGGCUGUUAUAUUCUGUAACACCAAGCGAAAGGUGGAUUGGUUAACUGAAAAAAUGCGUAACAAUAAUUUCACUGUCUCAUCUAUGCAUGGUGACAUGCCUCAGAAAGAAAGGGAUGCUAUUAUGGGAGAAUUUCGUGCUGGAACGACCCGUGUACUAAUCACAACUGAUGUUUGGGCCCGUGGUCUUGAUGUACAGCAGGUUUCUCUAGUUAUCAAUUAUGACCUUCCAAACAAUCGUGAGCUUUACAUUCAUCGAAUUGGCCGUUCUGGACGUUUUGGACGAAAGGGUGUUGCAAUAAAUUUUGUGAAGAGUGACGAUAUCAAAAUAUUGAGAGACAUUGAGCAAUACUACAGUACGCAGAUUGAUGAAAUGCCAAUGAAUGUUGCUGAUCUUAUAUAAAAUGUCGCGUGGUUUGCUGGGUGGAGUGGGUUUGUCAUACCUUGAAGUAGGGAGUAGUGUUUGAAUGUUGUUUCUUGCUAUGGAAUACAUUCGUGAUGCUCUUGUUAACUUUGACAAUUGGUCAAACUAGAUUUUUUACCAUACUGAUUGACUGUACCAGAGGUAGUGUUUUUCGUUGCUGAUGAGGUUGAGAAUUGCGAUUAAUGUGUAAAUUGUGUUUAUUUUUCCAAAUGUAUCACUCUUUAUUGAAUAUGUAAUUUUAUGCUUCAAAUGACGGGUGAUAUCUUGACUUGGUUUGUUUAUUUAACUAAUUAAUGGGCACAUACGGUUUUGCU